GCGUUCACGCGGAUGUGGGCAUCGUACCCGUGCUGGGAUCGCUCCGCCUGGAGACGAUGCCGCGCGCUGCUCGAGGAGGUGGGGCCCACGGAGGGGCGUGGCCCCGCCUCUACGGUCGCUCCUUACCGCGUUCGAGCGACGCCGGGCUGCCCCGGGCCUCAGUCAUGGCGGGGGAGUCGGGGUCGCAUAGCGUCGUCUUACCACCUUCUCCGCCCCCCGCGAGCGGCUCCAGCGCGGAGGAAGGGGCGGCCGCCGGUCCGGCCAGAGAGGGCUACGACCCCAAGUGCGUGUUCUGUCGGAUCGCUCUGCGGGAGGAGCCCGGCACCCAACUGCUGCCUUGCGAGCCUGAAGACCUGGUUUGUUUCCAAGACAUCAGACCUGGAGCUCCACACCAUUAUCUUGUAGUGCCAAAGAAGCACAUUGGAAACUGCAAAACCCUAAAGAAAGAAGAUACACCCUUAGUAGAGAAAAUGAUUACUGUUGGAAAAACUGUUCUUCAGCAGAAAAAUGUCACUGACCUGAGUGAUGUGAGAAUGGGUUUCCACUGGCCUCCAUUCUGCUCUGUAGCCCACUUGCACCUUCAUGUCCUGGCACCAGCUAGUCAACUGGGCUUCUUAUCCAGAUUGGUUUAUAGACUCAAUUCAUAUUGGUUCAUCACAGCUGAUCAGCUGAUUGAACGACUACAGGCUGGCAGUGCUACCAGUUGAAGAGUUGUCUUGAUUUUGGCUCACAGUAAAUUAAAAACUUCAGUACUUAGGAGUCUUUUUGCUAUUGUAUAGCUUGAUGUGUUUAGUGACAGGCCAUCUGAAGCAGUAUAGAAUCUUCUGCUCUGAAAAGAUAGAAAAAGAUACAAGAAUUUGAAUUUGAAUCUUAAUGAGACAUGUGAUCAUAGUUUACAUAAGUACUUAGUGACCUUGGGAAUAUUUUAAUAGAAACAUUACAGGUUAAAAAAUCACAUUAAAACUUACAAAGAAGGAUUCUAUAUACAUAGAUGUGUGUAUACACACAAGUUAUUUUCAUAUUUGAAUGGAUGACUUCUAACUAAUAUUGCUCUUUUAAUAUGUUUCUAAAAAAGGUCACACUACCAAGAAAUUCUGCUGAAGUCCUUUUUUAAAACCUCCUUUUAUUAUUUAUUAAAUAUUUAUAACAAUUACUUUCUGUAAUAGUAGUACCCAGUUAUAUGCUGUUGUAUGACAGGAUAGGAAAGAAAAGGAGACUUAAACCAAGUUAUUUAUUCCCAGAUCUGUUUUCACAUUCGGCAGUAACUAUUUUUCAUCCCCUUUAACCUUAUCUCACUUAAAUAUUAUCUUAAUACAUUGACAGAAAUGCCACCUAAGGAUCCCAGUAACUUGGAUUAGAAAAGGUUGCUUGUGUGUGACACCACUUAACUUUUUACUGGAUCAGAGUGCUAAAGUUCAUCUUUUCUCCAGGUAGUCCAUCUUCAGCUUCCUAAGGCUGUGACCAUGAUUUCUAGUAAUGUACUCAUCAAUUUUUUUUAAAACUAGAUAUUAGAGUUCAUUGUAAUGGAUGAGAUUUUGCCUGUAAUGACAUGGGCUGGGGAAGAAAUACUUAUAAUAUAGAAACUGAUGAUACGAAUGUAUCAAAAUUGGCAGGAACUGUUUUUAAUAACACAUUUUUUCUCCCAUCUGAAAGAAGUUAAAUCAAAAAUGAGUAAAUUUGUUUUUUUUUUUUUUCUGGAGGGGGGAAAGGCAGGGCAGUUGGGGUUAAGUGACUUGCCCAAGGUCAUACAGUUAGUACGUGUGUCAAAUGUUUGAGGCCAUAUUUGAACUCAGGUCCUCCUGACUCCAGGGCCAGUGCUCUUCUCACUGUGCCACAUACUUGCCCCCAUACUUGUUCUUCUUAUGCCACUUCUUCCAACUGUUCCUAUCAUCCGCGCAAAAAAAUAUGCUUAGGAUUUCUAGAAAUUGUAAAAUAAAACAGGGGAUCUUGUUCGAUGUCUGUAAAAUUAAUGAGAUGCAAAAUGGUAUAAUGGAUGGAGGACUGGCCUUAGAAAAAGCAAGACCCGCCUAUUAACUAUGCUGCUGUGUGACCAUGGGCAAGUGACUUAAACUCUCAUGAUCCCCCGAGAGUUCUCAGUGCCACUCUCCAAGAUGAAAUUGGGAGAUGCGUUUGUGAUUGCAUUGGUAGAGUUUUUCCAUCCAGCAGUUCCUUACACUGAUGAAAUCAUAGGUCUGGACAAAAAUAAAUAAAAUUCCUAUUCCUGAUAGUUUAUUCCAUUGGGUACAUUGCUAAAAAGAAGGAAGUGCCAUUGUCUUUGUGCUAGUCCAUUUUAGUACAUCUCUUUCUAGUUUACACUCAAAUUGGUGGAUGAGUGAAUAGUAAUGUAUUGUUUCUGGAGGAUUAUAGUAUUGUAUGAUGAAUAUAAAUGCAUAUGUAAGGAAGAGGGCCUCUGUGUUGAAAUGAAAUAGUAUUUGGUCUUAAGCUAUUGAUGUUUGCCUACUUGUUACUAAAGAAACAGCACUUUUAAGUUAAUGGAAUAUUGAUACCAAACAAAUCUGGCACUUAAUGAAAAUAGCUUAAUGAAAGAUUUCAUUCAUUUGAAUCCUAUUUUCCAUAAUUAUUAUUAUUAGUUCAAGAGUGAAAUGAGCUUCAAGAUUUAAUUUUUGUUACUGGAUUUUAGAGAUUUGGGAGCAGACUCAUGUAUUGUAUACCAUAGACUUAGAGAAUGUUUGGGUUUAAAGAAACCUUAGACAUCAUCUGAUUGAACCCCCUCUUUAUAUGGAAACUGAGGCCCAGAACAAUUAAUUGACCUGGCUAAGGUCACAUAGCAAGAUGUGUAAUGGCAGAAGAAGUACUAGAACCUUAGUCUUCCAAGUUCUCCAUCCAUUGCUGAGUCGGAAGACCUGGAGCUAAAAACAGCAAAUGAGGUUGAAUAUGAGUUAUGUUUUGGCCUGGCUUUCUGGAGAGAGCUCAUAGUAAACUUGCCUUGUCAGUGAAAACACUGUCCCUGUCCCUGUCAUCACAAAUCACUUGACAGGAAAGGGCUUUGUUCUUCCGUGUCACCUUUUUUGGUACUUUGCCAGGUUUUUUAAUUUAAACUAAUGUAAUGAAUUACCGUGGUCUUAGCUAGAUAUGCAUAUUUAACAGACAGUGAUAAGGUAUGCAGUCGUAUAGAUUUCCAAGUAGUGUAAGCUCUUCUGGAUGGUUUAUUGAUGUGUGUAUAUAGGUUCAACAAAUUAUCACAUAACAAUUUUUUUCUCUCUCUCCCAAUUGGAAACCCCAAGGAAAAUGAAGAAACCAUUUUUAUUGGAAGCCCAUUAUGUUUGCUACUAGAAGCUAAUGUUUUUCAGUUUACUAAACUUUUCACUUGGCCUUUUCAGUCAAAUAGAUUGAAGAGGGCUCACUAGCUGUUUUCAAGAUUUGGUAAGCAGCAUAGCAACAACAGUAACAAUCAUUUGUAAGCUUUUGCAAAAAUGUUAUGGUAGUAUUGAAGACGUUACUGAUGAAUAAAUACUGUGGUACUUUGUAACUACUGAGUUGUGAGAUGUGCUAGAUUGUUAGUAAUGAGCCACAUAAAAUAAUGUGAAAGAGAAAAGUAGGCAAAAAUUAAAAAUACUUUGUGUCAAAUUAUA
Trichosurus vulpecula (common brushtail) is the source of this 3593-nucleotide messenger RNA. It is a transcript of the gene HINT3, whose product is annotated as histidine triad nucleotide binding protein 3. NCBI's taxonomy places the organism in Eukaryota, Metazoa, Chordata, Mammalia, Diprotodontia, Phalangeridae. The coding region runs from base 57 to 707 and encodes 216 amino acids. The transcript is spliced from 5 exons. The record is from RefSeq and is a predicted model, not a curated record. Gene Ontology annotation, molecular function: catalytic activity.